Messenger RNA from Histoplasma capsulatum G186AR, 981 nucleotides. Its product is annotated as thioesterase. NCBI's taxonomy places the organism in Eukaryota, Fungi, Ascomycota, Eurotiomycetes, Onygenales, Ajellomycetaceae. The coding region runs from base 1 to 624 and encodes 207 amino acids. The record is from RefSeq and is a predicted model, not a curated record. The transcript has 2 exons.
AUGGUCCAGGUCGUCAACCAACUCCGCUCCGACGAGGAAUCUGAAUACAUAGCUCCCGACGAAGUCUUGCAGGAUAUCGAUGACUUCAUCUACAAUCACCCCAUAGCUCGCUCUCUGCGAACAGAUGAGCGCUUCACCGAAUCGCGACCUCACCUUAAGAUUCCCCUGGAAUUGCGCGCCCACAACCUCACUGCCGGAACUCUGUCUGGCGCCAAUAAGAUCGCUGUACCCCCUUACACCUGGACGGAGACGGGUGGGAAAAGCCUCGUUGCGAUGCUAUACCUGGGUUCGGACGUUUCUGGCCACCCGGGCAUUGUCCAUGGCGGCCUCCUCGCUACCAUUCUCGACGAAUGUCUCGCGAGGUGUUGCUUCUCUGCUUUACCCAAUGGCAUUGGCGUCACUGCAAAUUUGAACAUAGACUACCGCAGCCCGGCGCCUGCGGGGUCAUUCUUCGUUGUGCGCGCUGAUACGGUGAAGGUUGAAGGGCGCAAGGCAUGGGUUGAAGGGAGGAUUGAGACUCUACCCGAUGAAGGGCAGGAGCCUCUUGUUGUGGCUCAGGCGAAAGCGUUGUUUGUUGAGCCGAAGAAUGCUGCUUCUCUUCCACGACUUUUUAAAUCGACAUAAAACAUCAUCGUAUGCUGGUUUCAGGCGUGUCUGCCGUCAUGAUAGGGAUUACCGACUUGAUGUCUUGAUAUAUUCCAUUUUUGCGAAGCUUGCAGUUAGAUAUCAUCCGACUGCCAUUUCAUCUUCUUUUGUCUUAUCCCCCACCCCCCAAAGAUGGGUGCUGCUGUUUAUUAGACUAUUUCUUUCUGAUUGUUAUUUUCCGGUUUGACCCUUGUGUUUUGAAUUCCCUUAUUCUUUGGGGUCGGAUUCUGGAAUACAUAAUAUGUGUUGAAUAUGCGCGGGAGAGGAAUAAAUUCCGGCUGCGCUUUUCAAUAGUAGGUAAAGCUAUACAUUAAUGAGAUCAUGAGUAACUUACGC